AUGAAGUUUGGAAGUCAGCUUCAAGCUGCCCUGUACCAAGAAUGGCAAGUAUACUAUCUUGAUUAUAGUGGUUUGAAGAAGCAUUUGAAACGUGGGGAAAAACAAGGAGGAGGGUAUACUGAAAGAGAUGAGUCAGAAUUCGUUGAACGCUUAGAUAAAGAGUUAGAGAAGAUUUAUGCUUUCCAAAACUCCAAAAUCGAUGAGAUCAAAGACCGCGUACACCACUGCGAAAACGCGGUUGCCUCGAUAACUCGGAGUCCUUCGAUGAAUGUUCCAGAUAGGUAUGCAGAAGUGGAGAACGAGAUUAAUGCAAUCACUGAAGAGCUGAACGAGUUGGCUAAAUACGCUCGUUUAAAUUACACGGGUAUCAUUAAAAUUGUAAAGAAGCACGAUAGACGAACACGAUAUAUACUGCGCCCAAUGUUUAAUGUCCGAUUAAACGCGUGUCCCUUCUACAAAGAGACGUAUGAACCAAUCAUUGUGCAACUUUCCAAACUCUAUCAUAUUGUACACAUGGGAUUAGGCCACGAACAAGGCCAAAAUAUUCCAUCCUCGCCUGUUACUUUCUCUCUCUCGUCCUCAUGGAAACCGCCGACAAUUUUAUCAACCCAACGAUUCCUAAGACAAAAUCACAAAUUCUGGGUUCAUCCUAAUAAUAUCAUGGAAGUGAAAACGACAAUUCUUCGGCACCUUCCUGUACUUAUUUAUAAAGCUGCCUCCGAGCCAUCCAUUAGUACCAUCUACUUUGACAGUCAGAACUUCGAUUUGUACCAGGAUAAGAUUGAUCGCAAAGGCGGUGAACAAAUAAUCAGGAUACGUUGGUAUGGCAAUAAAGAGACAACGAACGAGGCUUUUGUUGAGAGAAAGAUUCAUCAACAAGGCGAGGAAGAGAUCAAGGAUCGAUUUGUUAUCAAGGAAAAAUAUAUUGUUCCGUUCCUCCGGGGACAAUAUUCCAUGCAGAAAACUAUAAAUAAAAUGAAGGAAGCUCCCAUUAAGAAAGAAGAGGAGAUUAAGCACUUUGAAAAGCUGGUCUCCGAUAUUCAGAACACGAUACUAGAGAAAAACCUUAAACCAGUCCUUCGUACGAAUUACAAUCGCAUGGCCUUUCAGAUUCCUGGAGAUUCACGUUGUAGGAUUUCACUUGAUACGGACUUUGUGUCAAUCCGCGAGGACAAUUUUGAUGGUGUUCAACGACGCAAGGAUGGAGAAUGGCGUCGUGCAGACAUAGAAGAUGAUCAAAGUUCAUUCAAUAAAUUACCUUCAUCAGACAUUUCCAAGUUUCCUCAUGCUGUAUUGGAGAUUAAACUGAAAUUAGAAGAAAAUGAACAAGAACCCAAAUGGAUACGAGAAUUGAUAGAGAGUCAUCUGGUUGAAGAAGCCCCACAAUUUUCCAAAUUUGUCCAUGGCGCAGCCACAUUGUUUACAUCACAAGCUCCAUCAUUGCCAUUUUGGCUACCUAAUGUAGAUAAAGACAUUCUCAAACCUCCUAAUUAUAAGCCUACUUCCUCAACGUCAUCAACAUUACCGAUGUUUAUUCCAUCAAAUGGUCGCAAUUCUAAUAAUCAUAAUAAUGCACAAAGACGUUCAUCAUCAUCAAAAGUUAACUAUGUUGAAGUAGUAGUUGGUGACAACAACAAAAGGAAAGGAAAAGGUAAAGCUGUAGACAACCAAGGACAAGAGGAGGAGUCUAAUGAACGUACACCAUUACUUGGCAAAGGAAAACGUGAGGAUGCACAUGGAUUUAAUCUACCAAACCUCAUUGAUUUCUUUAUUGGAACACCGAAGAAACCUGAACCCGAGCCAGUCAGUUUACCACCGGCUGUACGCGUUCCUCAAAAACCUGAGACUCCAAUCCGCGUUGAGGCAAAAGUCUACUUUGCAAAUGAAAGAACUUUCUUCUCGUGGCUUAGGUUUAGUAUGUUAUUGGGAACAUUUUCAGUUGCACUGUUCAAUGCUGGCAAUGAAGAUAAUAUCGGAAGGUUCUGUGGGCUGUUGUAUUCAACUAUUAGCGUGAUUGUGUUGAUUUAUGCACUUUCACAAUAUCAUAAACGUGUUGAUAUGAUAAAUUCGAGGAAUCCAGGGCCUUAUGACGAUCUUGUUUUCCCAACAAUACUUUGCUUUACACUAUUUUUGGCUGUCGCGCUUAAUUUUUGGCUCAAAUUGGCGCGAGAACAAGUCGAAGGAAGUGAUACAAACACAGGAAAAAAUAGUUCAGGAUCUGUUUAA
This is a messenger RNA of Ambispora gerdemannii, 2226 nucleotides long. The record is from the annotation of a GenBank genome assembly. Lineage: Eukaryota; Fungi; Glomeromycota; Glomeromycetes; Archaeosporales; Ambisporaceae.